This is a messenger RNA of Tigriopus californicus, 1537 nucleotides long. RefSeq names its product prolactin regulatory element-binding protein-like. The transcript has 6 exons. Gene Ontology annotation, biological process: protein secretion. The record is from RefSeq and is a predicted model, not a curated record. NCBI's taxonomy places the organism in Eukaryota, Metazoa, Arthropoda, Copepoda, Harpacticoida, Harpacticidae. Gene Ontology annotation, molecular function: protein binding; GTPase activator activity; guanyl-nucleotide exchange factor activity. Bases 140 to 1336 code for a protein of 398 amino acids. Gene Ontology annotation, cellular component: endoplasmic reticulum membrane.
GUUGUCAUGGUCAUGUUGGCUGUCAUCAUGCUUAAUUGCUUAUCCAUUGCCUGAAAAUCAUCGUCAAUCAUCGGGGCUUCUUAAAAAUUGGAUCUGUGGCGGUGUCGAUUUCGAUCCCUUUUACAGAUCGGACCCAACCAUGAGCUCUAGUUGUCUUCCGGAAUUAUUAACCCGAGUCAACUUUCCCUUGUACAAUGUGGGCGUGCUCUCUCCUCGUCAUAUCAUUGUCGGAGGAGGCGGCGUCAAAAAUGGAUUUGAAAUCUUUGAGCUAUCCCAUAAUGGGCGGAACACGGAGGCUGAGUCGGUGUGUCGUCAUGAAACGGGAGAGUUUGCCGUCAUGAAUUUGACCACGGGGCGUUACAAGGAGGCGGAUCAAUCCAAUGUAGUGGCCGUGGGACAAGAUGACAAAUGCCAGACUUUCAGAGUGCAAAUGACCCGGCAAAAAAUUAGUCAACCCAAUGGAGCCACAAAGCAAAAUGGGCCUCAAUCCAGCGUCCAAACUCGGCUCAUAUUCAAAGUGACCGCGCUCAAGUCCGUGCAAACUGAUUUUAAUAUGCCGGAGCCAUACCAAAAAGUAUGUCGUAUUAGUCCGGAUGGUUCGCUCCUGGCUACGGGCGGAGAUGAUGGUUUCCUUCGAAUUUGGACUUUUCCCGAUUUGUUCCGCGCCCAUGAGGUGGAAGCUCAUGAAAAAGAGAUCGACGACCUCGAUUUCAGCCCUGAUAAUGCGAAGAUCCUGACUGUGAGUAAAGACCGCUCGGCCACGGUUUGGGAUGCACGCAAGGGCAAGAAACAUGCUGUGUUGGGUUGGGAUCCUCCGGGUAGUGCCAAGUACAUGUUUAAGCGGGCCCGAUUUGCCAGGGUCGAAGGCAGCAACAAGAACUACAAGAUAUUCAGUAUCAGCAACCCCGUGGGCGCCUCAAAACCGCCCUCUUACCUUCAACGCUUCGACGGCAAGACCUGUCUGAUGGAGCAAUUGGUGUCCUUCAGUGGUAGUCUAAGCGCGUUGGCUGUGAGCGAUAACGGCCAUUAUGUGGCCACUGGCUCCAUGUUUGACGGAACCAUCGAAAUCUUUGUGGCCUUCAAUCUCCAGCGGUUGAAGCGAGUAGAGAAAGCUCAUUCUACAUUCGUCACCGGCUUGGAAUUUCUGCCAAGUGGUGAGAGCUCAGAUGUGAUUCGAGGAUUCAAUGAUUGCUCGGUGGUGAGCAUCUCUGUGGACCAUCAGAUCUGUAUUCACCAUGUUCCUCAAAUGAGAAAAAUGUCCAUGGUUUUGGCGUUCUUCAUCAUGGCAGGCAUUCUCAUUUGUGUCUUCAUUCUAUGCAGUUACCUGGGUCUGUGAAAAACACCGCCACUUUUGCAUUUAUUCCAGAAAGAAACGUUUUUCACACUUGCCAUACAUAAUGAAAUGUCAUGUCGCCGUUACGUUGUUAUCUUACAUUAUUCCCCGCUCUCCUUCUCUCCUUUCUUCUCAAACCCUACAUUUUUGAAUUUUAUCUCUCACCAAUUGGCACCACAAAAUAAAUAUGUUUUCAGCCAUAGA